Molecule: messenger RNA, 9936 nt
Organism: Salvelinus fontinalis (brook trout)
Lineage: Eukaryota; Metazoa; Chordata; Actinopteri; Salmoniformes; Salmonidae
Product: cell adhesion molecule DSCAML1-like
Exons: 31
Biological process (GO): dendrite self-avoidance; axon guidance; homophilic cell-cell adhesion
Cellular component (GO): plasma membrane; axon
Molecular function (GO): cell-cell adhesion mediator activity
Source: RefSeq, a predicted model, not a curated record
CUCUUCCUCCUCCUCCUCUUCUCAUCUCCAGGGAACCGUUUCUUCCUGACGUCGUUCGGGGCCCUGUACAUAUCAGAGGUCCAGAAGGAAGAUGCCCUGUCCACCUACCGCUGCAUCACCAAGCACAAAUACAGUGGAGAGACUCGCCAGAGCAAUGGAGCCAGGCUGUCUGUUAUGGACCCUACGGAGUCCACCCCCUCAGUGUUGGACAGUUUCCAGUCCGGGGAGGUCCAGGUGGGGCGUAAUGUGGAGCUUCCCUGCAUUGCCUCGGGGUAUCCCAACCCCACCAUCCGCUGGCUGAAGGACGGACGCCCGUUGCCCGCCGACUCCCGCUGGACGCGCCGUCUCACGGGCCUGACGGUCAGCGACCUGCGUCUGGGCGACAGCGGCAACUACAUCUGCGAGGUCACCAACAGCUUCGGCUCUAAAGAGGUGACCGGUCAUCUCAACGUCAUCGAGCCGUUGAGAGUGACUCUAUCUCCUAAGAACCUGAAGACUGGCAUCAGCAGCACGGUGAUCCUGUCGUGUGCCGUGCAGGGUUCUCCCCACUUCACCCUGUCCUGGUACCGCAACACAGAACCCGUCCUCUCCGACCAGCACUUCUCCAUCCAGGGGGCCCACAAUGAGACCCUGUUCAUCUCCGCUGCCCAGAAGAGACAUUCGGGAGCCUACCAGUGCUUCGCCACCCGAAAGGGCCAGACCGCACAGGACUUCUCCAUCAUACUGCUGGAGGAUGGUACGCCCCGCAUCGUGUCCUCCUUCAGUGAGCGUGUGGUGGUCCCGGGGGAACCCUUCUCCCUCAUGUGCGCUGCCAAAGGCGCCCCUCCCCCCACCAUCACCUGGACUCUGGAUGAUGAGGCUGUGGCCAGGGACCCGUCCCGGGUGAGGGCCAGCCAGUACACGCUGUCGGACGGCUCCACCGUGUCCCACGUCAACGUCAGCAGCCCGGAGAUCCGCGACGGAGGGGUGUAUCGCUGCGCCGCACGCAACUCGGCCGGUAGCGCCGAGUACCAAGCGCGCAUAAACGUAAGAGGUUCUCCCAGGAUCAGGGAUAUGCGUAACAUCACGGCGGUGGCUGGGAGGAACACCUUUAUAAACUGCCGUGUGAUUGGCUAUCCCUACUACUCAAUCAAGUGGUACAAGGAGGGACUUCUGCUGCCCGACAACCAUCGUCAGGUGGUGUAUGAGAACGGUACUCUGAAGCUAAGUGACGUCCAGAAGGUCUUGGACGAGGGGGCGUACCUCUGCAGCGUGCUCAUUCAACCACAGAUCUUCAUCAGCCAGACCGUCUACGUCCAGGUCAAAGUGCCCCCUCUGAUCCAACCCUUUGACUUCCCCCCCACCUCCAUUGGGAAGCUCAUGUACAUCGCCUGCGUGGUGUCGUCUGGCGACAUGCCCAUCCACAUCACCUGGCGUAAGGACGGCCAGGAGAUCGUGCCCUCGUCCGGCGUCAACAUCGAGACCAAGGAGUACAUGAGCUCGUUGCAGAUCGGCAAGGUGUCGCUCAAGCACAACGGCAACUACACCUGCAUCGCUAGCAACGACGCCGCCACCGUCAGCUCUGAGAGGCAGCUCACUGUCACAGUGCCGCCUCAGUUUGUGGUCCAGCCCAAUAACCAGGAUGGUAUCUACGGCAAGGCGGGGGUCCUCAACUGCUCCGUGGACGGAUACCCGCCUCCCAAAGUCAUGUGGAAGCACGCCAAAGGUACAGGGAACCCCCAGCAGUACCACCCAGUGCCUCUGACCGGUCGGAUCCAGAUCAUGGGGAACGGCUCCCUGCUGAUCCGUCACGUCCUGGAGGAGGACCGGGGCUACUACCUCUGUCAGGCCUCCAACGGCGUGGGCUCCGACAUCAGCAAGAGCAUGGUCCUGACCGUCAAGAUCCCAGCAAUGAUCACGUCGCAUCCCAACACCACCAUGGCCAUUAAGGGCCAGAUUAAGGAGCUGAACUGCACAGCAAGGGGGGAAUGGCCUAUCAUCAUCCGUUGGGAGCGUGGUGACACGGUCAUCGACCCUGACCGUAACCCUCGCUACGCCAUCACCACCAGCCCCAACGAGAAGAGUGACGAAGUAUUGUCUACGCUGAAGCUGAAGCCAGCAGAGCGAGGUGACUCGGUCUUCUUCUCCUGCCAUGCCAUCAACUCAUAUGGAGAGGGCCGGGGCCUCAUCCAGCUCACUGUGCAAGAGCCCCCAGACCCUCCAGAGUUGGAGGUGAGGGAGGUGAAGGAUCGGAGUAUGAACCUGCGCUGGACCCAGAGAUUUGACGGCAACAGCAUCAUCACCAGCUACGACAUUGAGUACAAGAACAAGACCGAUCCGUGGGAGUUGAAGCAUGCCACCCGUAAGAUCUCUCCCACCAAUAAUCAGGCCAACAUCGUGGAUCUGCACCCUGCCCAAGUCUACAGCAUCCGUAUGUUCUCCUACAACAAGAUCGGACACAGUCAAGCCAGCAAGGAGCUCACCAUCAGCACAGAGGAAGCACAGCCGGAUGGUCCUCCUAUGGAGGUUUUCCUCCAGCCUAUGACCUCACAGAGCAUCCGCGUCACCUGGAAGGCCCCCAGGAAGGAGCUUCAGAACGGGGUGAUCCGGGGUUACCAGAUCGGUUACCGUGAGAACGGGCCGGGCAGUAACGGCCAGUAUAGCAUCGUGGAGAUGAAGGCUACGGGGGACAGCGAGGUGUACACCCUGGACAACCUGAAGAAGUUUGCCCAAUAUGGAGUGGUGGUCCAGGCCUUCAACAGGGCCGGCACAGGCCCGUCCAGCUCUGAGAUCAACGCUACCACACUGGAAGAUGUGCCCAGCCAGCCGCCCCAGAACGUGCGGGCCAUCUCGGUGACAUCAGACGAGGCGGUAAUCACGUGGGCGGAGCCCCCGCGUCUGACACUACACGGCGUGCUGAAGGGUUACCGUGUGGUCUUCUGGUCCCUCUUCCCCGACGGAGAAUGGGGCGAGAUGCAGAACAUCACGACAACUCGUGAGCAGGUGGAGCUGAGAGGGCUGGAGAAGUUCACUAACUACAGUGUGCAGGUGCUGGCCUACACACAGGCUGGGGACGGGGUCAGGAGUAAUGUCCUGUACAUCCAGACCCGCGAGGACCACCCUGGCCCCCCGGCUGGCAUCAAAGCUGUGCCUUCUUCCACCAGCAGUGUGGUGGUUUCCUGGCUACCCCCGCACAAGCCCAAUGGAAUCAUCCGCAAGUACACCAUCUACUGCUCUAGCCCCGGAUCAGGCCAACCGGCCCCCAGUGAGUACGAGGCCAACCCCGAGCUGCUGUUCUACCGGGUCACCCACCUGAACCGGGGACAGCAGUACCUCAUCUGGGCCGCCGCCGUCACCACCGCCGGACGGGGGAACAUCAGCGACAAGGUCACUGUGGAGCCUGCUGGGAAGGCCCCAGCUAAGAUCCUAUCGUUCGGAGGUACAGUGACCACUCCCUGGAUGAAGGAGGUGAGGCUACCCUGCAGCUCAGUGGGCGAACCCACCCCCACCAUCAAAUGGACCAAAGACAGUGAGGACACAGCCAUCCCGGUAACUCUGGACGGUCAGAGGCUCAUCAUGGCCAAUGGCACGCUGGUCCUGCGCUCGGUGAAAGCUGAGGAUUCUGGGUACUACACGUGCACGGCCACCAACACGCUGGGCUUUGACACCAUCAUUGUCAACCUGCUGGUGCAAGUUCCUCCAGACCAGCCCCGUCUGACUGUCUCCACCACCUCCUCCACCUCUAUCACCCUGGCCUGGAUCCCCGGGGACAACGGAGGAUCCUCCAUCAGAGGUUUCGUGCUGCAGUACUCGGUGGACAACAUAGAGGGGUGGAGGGAUGUGUUCAUCAGUUCCAGUGAGAGGUCCUUCAAGCUGGACAACCUACGCUGUGGCACCUGGUACAAGGUCAAACUGGCCGCCAAGAACAGCGUGGGAGCGGGACGCAUCAGUGAAAUCAUCGAGGCUAAGACCCACGGACGAGAGCCCCAGUUCAAUAAGGACCAUCCGGUGUUCACCCACGUCAACUCUACCCACGCCCGGCUCAACCUGCAGGGCUGGGCGAGCGGUGGCUGCCCCAUCACGGCCGUGCUGCUGGAGUUCAGACCUAAGGGGAACUGGGCGUGGCAGAGCGUGCGCACCAACGCCACGGCCGACGUGUUCCUGGCUGAGCUCCGCGAGGCCACCUGGUACGAGCUGAAGAUGAAGGCGUGUAACAGCGCCGGCUGUGGGAACCAGAGCUCUCAGUUCGCCACGCUGGACUACGACGGCAGUACCAUCCCUCCCAUCAAGUCAGCGCGGCCCGAAGGCGACGACGUCAAGAAGCUCUUCUCCAUCGGCUGCCCCGUCAUCCUGGUCACUCUGGUCGUCGCCCUGCUCUUCAUCAUCCGCAAGAAACGCAAAGAGAAGAGACUGAAGAGACUGAGAGAUGCCAAAAGCCUGGCUGAGAUGCUGAUCAGUAAGAAUAACCGGAGCUUUGACACCCCUGUGAAGGGGCCCCCUCAGGGCCCACGACUUCACAUCGACAUCCCCAGAGUCCAGCUGCUCAUCGAGGAUAAGGAAGGCAUCAAACAGAUCGGUGAAGACAAAGCCACCAUCCCAGUGACGGACACAGAGUUCAGCCAGAACGUGAAUCCACAGAGCUUCUGUACGGGCGUGUCUGUGCAUCACCCCGCCCUCAUCCAGAACACCGGCCCUCUGAUUGACAUGUCUGACAUCAGACCAGGGACAAACCCGGUGUCGAGGAAGAGCGUGAAGUCGACCCACAGUACGAGGAACCGCUACUCUAGCCAGUGGACCCUGACCAAGUGCCAGUCGUCCACACCCGCCCGUACCCUCACCUCCGACUGGCGCACCGUGGGCUCCCAGCAUGGCAUCACCGUCACCGAGAGCGACAGCUACAGCGCCAGCCUCUCACAGGACACGGAUAAGGGGCGUAACAGCAUGGUGUCCACAGAGAGCGCGUCCUCCACCUAUGAGGAGCUGGCGCGGGCCUACGAACACGCCAAGCUUGAGGAGCACCUGCAGCACGCCAAGUUUGAGAUCACCGAGUGCUUCAUCUCCGACAGUUCCUCAGACCAGAUGACCACGGGCACCAACGACAACGCCGACAGCAUGACCUCCAUGAGCACGCCGUCCGAGACGGGCCUGUGUCGCUUCACCGCCUCGCCACCCAAACCCCAGGACUACGACCGCGGCAGACCUACCAACGUGGCCGUGCCCAUCCCCCACCGCGCCAACAAGAGCGAGUGGACUGGCAAAAGUGACUACUGUAACCUUCCCCUCUACAUGAAGACAGACCCAUUCUUCCGGAAGCAGUCGGAGCUGCGUGACCCCUGCCCGGUGGUUCCGCCCCGCGAGGCCUCCAUCCGCAGCCUGGCCCAGCGGGCGUACCACUCCCAGGGCCGCCACAUGACUCUGGACUCCUCCAAGCAGCAGCAGGCUCUGACUGUGGGCCACGCUGGCCUGGCCGGCCUCAGCGCCUCAGGAGGAGCAUCAGGGGGUGGAAGCGGUGGUGCUGUAGGAGGGGCAACUGGAGGGCCGUCUGGUGGUUCCAGCACCUCCUCCCUGCCCCAGAGGACUCUCACCAUGCCCGGCUCCUCCUCUUCCUCUGCCCAGAGCGCUGCAGCCGCUACCGACGCAGCCAGCGGGGGAGCCACGGGGGGAGACUCCAGAGACUCUCUGCUGGAGAGCAGCUCGUCAGGCCUGGGCAGACUAGACAGACAGAAGCAGGCGGCUGGCGGGGCCUACUCCAAAUCUUAUACACUGGUGUAGCUGGAGCCACUGGCGUGGAUGUUGGAGCCUUGGGAAGGGUUAGGGGCCACACAGACACACGUACACACACCUGACUCCUGCACUGUCAGGCCAGUGGGGCCGCUCGGCAGGGGCCAGAUUGGGCUUUUAUAGCACAGGAGUUUGUCUUCUUUCUGCCUUCUUUCUCUCUUCCUCUUCCUCUCUCUCUCUAUUGUUUUGUUUUACCUUCCCUGGAAAUAACUCGCUGAACUCAAUAUCAUUUUUAGAUUUGUUUUUGCAAACUUUUUUUCUCUCUCUCUCACUCUCCCACUAUCCCUCUCUCUCUCUCUCUCUCUCUUUCUCUCUCUCCAGUUAUCUGUUGAGAAACCUCAGAACUUAUGCACAAAAUGCUUUCCAUGUGCACUUGGUUUUAAAAAAAUUCAGAACGGUGAAUGAUAAAUCAAGUACUAAGAGAUGUAGUUUCACAUAAACCUGUCUCGGUGUUUUAGGCCGUUUUUCGUGUUUCUUUUCACGUCUCUGAACAGAGAGUUCAGAGUUCGUACAGCAGCGCAUUGCCACGGAAAGUGCUUAUGCAUAAAGCAACAACCUUGGUCUCUGGCCCUCCAAAGCCAUCCUGGUACGGACUCACACAAACAGGUAACAGAUUGUGGUUCCCACAAUGAUGUUGGUGGAGCCUUGGUGACUUUUUUUCAUGCAAUUCAUGACACAGUAUAGAGUGUCACUGACUAUUUUAUAGAACAACAGGAAACAGAGCGAGGGGGGGGGGGGGGGGUAAAACAGGAAUCAUCUUCACACGAAAGAUGAAUCUGAACCGUAUUUUUUUGAAUCUUUGCUUUUCUCUUUUGGAAUAUAUAAACUGAUGUGCAUUAAAAGAGGGUGGAAUGGAUUCACAGAACCUUCACGAGCCUGCGUGUGUGCGUGUAUAUGUGUAAAUAUAUAUGUAUACAUGUGGCUGGCACACACCUGCAGUGGACCUUUCUAAUCAAUCUGUAUGCUGACUCCUUGGCGGAGGCGUGCGUUAAAAAGACUCCUGUCCAUUUGCUACUUGUGACAGUGGUUUGGGGACGAUGAUGUCACACUGUAUGACGUCACAUGUCGGUCUCUCCCUUCUGGACUUUGGUUGGCCCGGUGUGAUUGACACUGGCAGCGUCGCCUUGGAGAUGACGAGGAAGAUGGACAGAGAGAGAGGGAGUUGAUUUGCCGUUCAUUAGAGGCGCAGGGGUGAAAUGACCACCCCUCCUCUUGGCCCCUCUCUGUCAUUCUCUCCAAUCCCCUGAAGCAGGAAGGAAACCCUUUGCUCUGUCGUUCAUUUGCGCUUGGUGCCACACACCCCCAUUCCUCCAUACCCCACCCCUCUUGUCUACCCAUACACUUCCAACCCACCACACCACACCCCCAUCCUCCAUACCCCACCCCAUCCACAUAGUCUCACUGUGACCUUCUAGCACACUCUGCUAGGCAGGCAGACAUUUAAUGACAAUACUUGGGACUGACUGACAAAUGGACUGUAGGCCAACAGACGGACAGACAGACUGACAAAAGAUGAACUCGACAGAAAGAUGUAUGGAUGAACAGAUUUCAGAUUGAAACAGAGGAGAAUGUACGUGAAAAUGCAGCGAGGACCGUUGGUUUGCAGGGAGAGAUGGAUAGAUAAGACAUAACAGCAGUGUAAGUGUUUAGGGAAGGAUGAAAGAGAUGGCAGGUGGACAUGAGUUAGUCUUUUGAAAUGAGGUGGUCUCAAGAAGAAAUCGGUUAUCUAAGGCCCCCCAUCCCACGAAAAUCUAUUGAAGCUGAUUGUCGGUUUCUGUUGGCGUUCCUUUCUUUCUUUCUUUUCUUUAUUCUAAACCCAAAGCUUAGCCCCAUGACAAAGAAAUGCCCCCCCCCCCCCCCUGGAAAAAUGGAACAUUUCACAUCAGGGCUCUCGCAAUAUAAAAAAAAAAUAUAUAUCAUAUUUGUUGUAAAAAAUAUGUACAUAUAUAUUUAUAUCGAAAUAUAUCGAAAAUAUAUAACUAUUAAAUAAAGCAGAGUGAUAUAAAGUCAUCGUAAUUGACAAUAGAUAAAAAUAUAACUCAUGAGACAAUCGCACAGUGGAAGCCGCCGCGGGUUAAGAGGAAGAGUGGAGGAAGAGGAGAACGGGAAACGGCUAGCACAACCAAGAAAGAUAUAGAUAGAUGAAAUUGAGCGUUAGCGACGGUAUCAGAGGCCGAGUUUGGGAAUGUAAACAUUGAUGCCAUGGCCUCAUGGUCGUUUCCCCCUCUGCCAGGUACAUAGGUAGCUACAGUGCACGAACAGAAGUACAUCAAACAUGCCAGUCAGGAUGUAAACCUAAGUAUAUUCUGUAAGUAGUUAAGGCGCAGUGAUGGGUAGUACCUGAGCCAGUGAGCCUGGUUGCAAUCUAAUGCAGUCUAGUUGCAUUUUGUAAUGGCUUGUGUCAGAAUGGCUCGUGUGUCAGUGAACCCCAUGGCAGCCAGUGUGGUUACUGUGUUUAAUAACAUCAGACCUGUCGUUGAUUUGGUUUGGAGUUGCCUCUGUGGUGGAGAGUAGACGACAAAGCGGUUGUUUUGGGGUCAUAGUGGCUUUUGUGGUCAGUGAGGUAACGUGCAUUCAUUGUGGUCAGCAAGACCCUCUUUUAAGUGCACCUGUAGAAAGGGUGAGGGACAUCACUCACAGAUAAAAGAACGAUUUCAGGGAACCUUUAACCGUUUAUAAGCACUAGUUAGUGAGCGGUACAGUAGCUUCAGCACUGAGUCACAAAGCUUAGGCAACAUCCCGUGUUGUUUUCAGUUUAGAUUCUAACCCUGGCACAACUAACCCUGGCACAUGAGGAUUCAGGUAACAGUAGUGGGCCAUGCCACAGUGCCAACCCACAUUCUUAUUGUGUACGUCCCCAAAUCUAAGGCCAACUUAGACGUAUGACCCUACUUCAGGUGUUAAGAGAAUACAACUGGUAGAAACAAAUGGAACCUGUUGUAUUGUACCUUCCGAAGGUGUGUUCUGUUGACAACCUCCAUGACGUCUCAUGACUGAACUUAGUGAAGACAGCACAUAGUGACCUCUGUGUCUUACCGUUGUCAUUAUGUCCGUGCACAGCACUCCUAUUCCGGACAUACAUAUAACUGUUAUAACUGCUCAUAACUGACAACACUCACGCUCCUCCCUGCCUGUUGCAGACAGUGAACAGGACAGGGAGAGUCUGCAGAGAGAAGAACUUUUCCUUUCCGUUGAUAUUUUUAUGGUACUGUUUAUUUUGUUUUUGGCUUCCUUGGUUAUGCAAUUCUUUUGAAACGUGUUGCUUUGAGACACACGGUGGUGUCACGGGAAGGGGCAGGCCUGUCUAGCCAAUUGAAAUCAGGGACUCCCUAGCUCCAACCAAUCCCAGGAAAAGCUGUGUGCAUGUUGGACGGGGUCAGGAAUCAAACUCCCCACCCCACCUUUGCCCCAACCUAUUUGACCAAUCAGACCCUCAGUUACACCUGGUAAUAACGUGUCCUGUGAUCAGAUUUGACCCCAAAAUGUCUACUCCAGCCCAAUUUGAUUGUGUGUGACCGGAUGUGACCACAGAUCCAUUGCCAGGACACAUGUUAAUAUCAGGUCUCAAGGGGGUCUCAGAUUCCCCCCUACCUGCACCUCCUGCCCCAACAGCAUUGCUACCCCACUAUUAAAGACUCUUGUACAUAGCAAAGUGUUUUGUAUAAAUAAGUACUAUUUUCAACAUCUCCCAAUGAAACCAGGGCACAAUGUAAACUUUGAUUAAAGUUAUAACUUUAAACAGGAGAGGGUUAAAGAAAACUAUAGUAUUAUAGUAACACUACUUAGAAUUAGAUUUUUGAAUGGGGCAACAAAAAAAUCCAGAAUUGCUUUCACAAUUGGUUCCUCUUUUUCAAGAAUUUUUGUUGAGUUUAAAAUAUUGAUUUUCUUUCUUGUUCACUUUAAUUUAAUUUUUUUUUCUGUUGAGGAUAAACGGCAUUGCAUGCUCUGAAUUAUUUGUUGGGUAUGAAAAUAAAAAUGGAGAAACAAAUUUACAAAAAAGGGGUUAGGGAAAAAGUGUUUUAAAAAAUACAGAGAGAGUUCUUAAACUUUUAUGGAAAAUUUGCUUCAAUUUGCAAUUGCUUGUUUAACUCUACCGUUUUUUUUUUCUAUGAAAACAAACAAAACCAGAAAAAGAGUACUCCAACACCUUGUGCAAUAAAGCUAUCUUUCUAUGAA